Molecule: messenger RNA, 708 nt
Organism: Amorphotheca resinae ATCC 22711
Lineage: Eukaryota; Fungi; Ascomycota; Leotiomycetes; Helotiales; Amorphothecaceae
Exons: 2
Coding region: 72-464 (130 amino acids)
Source: RefSeq, a predicted model, not a curated record
ACGGCCUACACAACGCCUUGACACGCACGCUUCCUUCAAAGAUCUCCAAGUCGCCUUAGGCAGAAGCAGCAAUGAACAACACAAUCCCUGCCACGUGCCUGGGGACGGAGGGUUCUCUACCGACACUCCCACACCCUAUGUCUUGCGGUAUAUCACUACACCAGAAUUACACUCGUAACACUCUUUUUCCCGCCCCGGCAUUUCUUUCAUACUGCUGUGACGGACAACCUACAGCAUCAUUUGGCGACGGAUCUUGCUGGGUGUAUUGUAAUGCUACAAGCCGCGCACAGGAAUCAAAGAUAUUUUCGUGUUUACAAUCUGGUAACAAAACUUUUACUGGCUUUGGUUGUGAAGGGAUUCUGCAUUCAGAUGGGAGCUUCACUUCGAACGCGCCGAGGGUGCUAGGCAGGUGGAGCAAGGCUGUAGUGCUUGGAGUACUUGCCUCGAUGGUAUUCCAGUUGUAAGAGAGACUAAGAGUAGUUACGGGAAGGAGAGAAGGAAUGAUGUAUAUACCCAACGUUUUGUUCGAGACCCACUGGUAGGAUGCUGUCAUGCUUCGCCGAGGAUCUGAUCCUUGAUUCCUUGGCAACGACUGCAUAUUCUCAACAAUAUAUGCAAACCAUCGGGGCGGAAAUGGGCAACAGAGCUCACUUGGCCAAAAUAGUUGUUAUGGUAUUGCAUCCACUUGUGAAUUGUAAUGCUGUGGGG